Funneliformis geosporum is the source of this 280-nucleotide messenger RNA. The record is from the annotation of a GenBank genome assembly. Lineage: Eukaryota; Fungi; Glomeromycota; Glomeromycetes; Glomerales; Glomeraceae.
AUCCCAUAUUUAUCCUUGAUCAUAUUAAAAAAGAUGCACACUUCCAUCUGCAAAAUACAACUCUUGGAUAUAACAUAGAUGUUAUAUCACCAUUUAACCAUGGAAAUUUGUCACAAUCUAAAGAGUCCCUUAAUAGCCUGCUCUGUAUAGCCGACAGCUUCUAUGAAUUAAAUUCUAUCCAAGUUAAUUGGAUAAAAUCAACGCUCCUGUCACCAUUUAAGAACCAAAAUGCUGUGCACUUUCAACUCCCGACCUCUGCACUCAAUCUUAUACCAGCCAA